Zygotorulaspora mrakii is the source of this 831-nucleotide messenger RNA. RefSeq names its product phosphatidylinositol N-acetylglucosaminyltransferase (gene GPI2). The transcript has a single exon. Gene Ontology annotation, cellular component: membrane; glycosylphosphatidylinositol-N-acetylglucosaminyltransferase (GPI-GnT) complex. The record is from RefSeq and is a predicted model, not a curated record. Gene Ontology annotation, biological process: GPI anchor biosynthetic process. Lineage: Eukaryota; Fungi; Ascomycota; Saccharomycetes; Saccharomycetales; Saccharomycetaceae. The coding region runs from base 1 to 831 and encodes 276 amino acids.
AUGGUGAAGCCAUGGAAGCGCCUUCUAUGGAUAAAGCAAGAAGAUUAUCCAGACAACUAUACGGAUCCCGCAUUUAUAGACCUCAUUACAAGACUGCGAUACAAGGGAAAAAGUGCUAAGCCCUCGAACAAUUCGUCAUCGGUCCAUCAAAUUAGAAGUGAUUUAUUUCGCUUUUAUAAUAAAUUGUUAAACACCGUUUUCGUGUACAUUAUUUUCGUCUUCAUCUAUAACUAUCGGGUAAAUCCCGUAUCUUUCGCCAUUUUCGUGACAAUUCUAGUCUCAUGGUUGCUAUCAAGGUCGAAUGCAAAACAUUAUGCAUUCGGAGUUAAGUCCUCCUUAGUCAUUACAUUCGCAAUGUUAACUUUAUCACCUAUACUAAAGUCUCUAUCAAAAACGACAGCUUCAGAUUCCAUUUGGACCCUAUCGUUCUGGCUGUCAAUAGCUUACGUGGGGUCGCUGUCAUCGAAUGUCAAUGCGCAAACUUCAAACCUUUCAACGAAUCUCUUAUUGGCCAUUGUAAUCUUAUUGGCCUCUAGAUUCCAAUCUACAGCUCAUGUUUUCUGCUUUCUUUUGAUCUGCGUCCAAUUGAAUGUGAUUCUGCCAAAUUUAAUCAACCUUUCAAACAAGUACAUCUCAUUUACCAUAAAUUUAUCGGUAUAUGGGUUUCUCACAUGCACACUAGGCUGGUCCUAUACAUUUUUGGCAUUGGCCAUGUCAUUCUUUUAUCUAUUUGUAUUGCCUCAAUGGUUCGUUUAUUGGCAAACGUACUAUCGUGGGUAUGAAUCCUCAUUAUCGAGAGUUUGGGAAGCUCAAAAACCAAUUCUUGAUUAA